GUUCCAGCUAAUUUUCGAAAACAGAAACCGUGACAGGAACAUAGAAUGGAAGUCGAUGAGGAAUCUGUGAAGAGCGUCAUACGGGAUUCAAGUGCGACGGAAGAGGAAUUUCAAAAUUUCAUGCACCGUGUACAUCAGGUUGAGAAAAUCGUGAAGAAACUUGCGUCAGACAAUCCUCAGGAACAGAAGUUGGGCACGAUGCUCGCUGACGAAAUCUUGGACCCGAAAGUGACGACGGAAAUUUCCGAUGUUGGAGAGUUGAAAAUCAAGAGCAGCCGAACGGUCAUUAACAAAAUACCGCUGACCGAACAGGAAUCGGACCCAAACAAAAUGUCACAAGAGGCGUUCAUGAAGAGUGUAGAAAAGGAUGCAAAACAAAGGGCAGAGGAUAGGAAAAUAAGAAAUGAACGAGCAGAUACGUUUAAGAGGAUCGCCAACAAAGCAUUUAAGGAGCAGAAUUAUGAAAAGGCUAUUACUUACUACACCAAGGCUGUAGAACAGAAGAAAGACUCCGCUAUGCUUUGGAAUAAUAGAGCUCUUUCUUACAUGAAAUUGGGUCUGUAUGAAAAAGCUCUGAACGACUGUGACUGGGCUCUAAAAGUAAACGAAUAUAACAUCAAAGCACUUCUGAAUGGCGCCAAGUGCUACAAGUUUUUGAGGCAAUACAAAAAAUUUGACGAAUUUAUUCACAGAGCUAAAGAAUCAAAUCCUGAUCUGAUUGACUUUAUUGAUGAAUUCGUGGAAAACUUGGAUAAUGAGGUAAAAGUUCCACUGAGACAAGAGGUGGGCUACGAAUAAUAUUUGUACAGAAGUAAUGAAUAAUGUCCGAUGUUUCAACUGAACAACGAGAUUACACAAGGCAUUAAUUGGAGUUUUGGUGGUCAAUAAAUAUAGUACAAUUUAUUUGUAACAAAAAUACUUAUUAUGUCACAAUUUUUUACAAUGCAAUAACGAAUUACGUACGUGUAUAAA
Neodiprion fabricii is the source of this 972-nucleotide messenger RNA. RefSeq names its product tetratricopeptide repeat protein 12-like. The transcript is spliced from 4 exons. Lineage: Eukaryota; Metazoa; Arthropoda; Insecta; Hymenoptera; Diprionidae. The coding region runs from base 46 to 798 and encodes 250 amino acids. The record is from RefSeq and is a predicted model, not a curated record. Gene Ontology annotation, molecular function: protein binding.